This is a messenger RNA of Ipomoea nil (Japanese morning glory), 1552 nucleotides long. RefSeq names its product elongation factor 1-gamma 2-like. The record is from RefSeq and is a predicted model, not a curated record. NCBI's taxonomy places the organism in Eukaryota, Viridiplantae, Streptophyta, Magnoliopsida, Solanales, Convolvulaceae. The coding region runs from base 104 to 1363 and encodes 419 amino acids. The transcript has 7 exons. Gene Ontology annotation, molecular function: glutathione transferase activity; translation elongation factor activity. Gene Ontology annotation, biological process: translational elongation.
UAGCAACACCAUCACUAGCCCCUCUAAAGAAACCCUAACACUCCGCCCCUUAUAACGGUAGAGGCCUUCUGAAUCCACAGCGGCCUCUCUCUAAUCUCAAGCCAUGGCUCUGAUUCUGCAUUCAUCCAAUAUAAACAAGAAUGCAUUCAAGGCACUCAUCGCUGCGGAAUACACUGGUGUUAAAGUAGAAUUGGCGAAGGACUUCAAGAUGGGUGUAUCAAACAAGACUCCAGAGUUUCUUAAGAUGAAUCCAAUUGGAAAGGCUCCUGUGCUUGAAACACCUGAAGGUCCAGUAUUUGAGAGCAAUGCCAUUGCACGUUAUGUUGCUAAGUUGAAGCCUGACAAUCCUCUUUUUGGAUCUUCAUUGAUCGAAUAUGCCCAUAUUGAGCAAUGGAAUGAUUUUUCAGCUACUGAGAUUGAUGGAAAUAUUGCCCGGUGGCUGUACCCCCGAAUUGGUCAUGGUGUACAUUUGCCUCCGGCUGAGGAGGUUGCAGUUGCUGCACUGAAGAGAGCGCUAGAGGCCUUGAACACCCACCUUGCCUCUAACACUUAUUUGGUUGGACACUUUGUCACGCUUGCUGACAUCAUUAUGACUUGCAACCUUAGUAUUGGAUUUAAGAUGAUCAUGACUAAGGCCUUUACCAAAGAAUUCCCCCAUGUGGAGAGAUAUUUCUGGACUAUGGUGAAACAGCCAAAUUUCAGCAAGAUAUUGGGCGAGAUUAAACAAGCAGAAUCGGUUCCACCCCCUCCGUCAAAGAAGCCUGCACAGCCAAAAGAAUCUGCAAAACCCAAAACAGAGGAACCAAAGAAAGAGGCUAAGAAGGAAGAGGCAAAACCUAAGGAAGAAGUGGAGGAAGAGGAGGCACCCAAACCAAAACCAAAGAAUCCUCUUGAUCUUUUGCCUCCAAGCAAAAUGAUUCUGGAUGAGUGGAAGAGACUAUACUCUAACACUAAAACCAACUUCCGUGAGGUUGCCAUUAAAGGUUUCUGGGAUAUGUAUGAUCCUGAGGGAUACUCUCUCUGGUUCUGUGAUUACAAGUACAAUGAUGAGAACACUGUUUCCUUUGUGACUAUGAACAAGGUGGGUGGUUUUCUGCAGAGAAUGGAUUUAGCACGCAAGUAUGCUUUUGGUAAGAUGUUGGUGAUUGGUUCACAACCCCCAUUCAAAGUGAAGGGGCUGUGGCUUUUCCGAGGGAAAGAAAUUCCCAAGUUCGUUAUGGAUGAAGUGUAUGACAUGGAGCUCUAUGACUGGAAGGAAGCUGACAUUAGUGAUGAAGCUCAGAAGGAGCGGGUCAGCCAGAUGAUUGAGGAUCAUGAGCCUUUUGAGGGAGAGGAGCUUUUGGAUGCAAAAUGCUUCAAGUGAACACAUUGAAUUGCCUCUGAAAUGAGGGUUCCCCCAUAGCUCAAGUCAGUUGCUUCCUUGAAUUUUGUCAUGCAAUUGUAUACCUGUGUUUAGAACCAUGGUGUCCUAUAUCUAAAUGUAUUUCUGAAGGUGCUUGUGGUAGACAAUGUUCAGUUAAUAUAUAAACAAUUUUUUUUUUUUGGUGUUCAA